AAAACACGCACAUUAUUUUAUUUCUAAUAGCUUCGUUAAUUACUAGAAAAAUCUGUCAAUGCUAGGUAAAGGUGGUUUACCAUACUAUUAUCUUUUACAUGCAUGCCGUCUACAGAAUUACUUGCAGACGUGUAGUAUUAUUUGAUCAUGCUUAGUUGUGGUUAGUCGUUAGUCAAAACGAAUAACGGAGAAGGAGAAUGUCCAAUGAUGAAUAAUGAUUCUAAGCUCAUCUAAUACGUUAAGAGAGCACACGUUUGUAUUUUAAAGUAACACUCGUGAAAAUUAUUCUUUAGUCUCGAUUCAUCGAAUGUAAUAAUUGGUUCAUCUAAGUUCAUUCAUCUUUUUGACUGCAAUCUUUAGUAUUUCUAAUCAUUUUUUGAUUAAUUUAUAUGACGUGUAUAGUUUUCCAAACAUUGUAAGAUUUAUAACAGUAAACAUGAAUGCAAAUGAUAGUGAACAAACGGAGCAAUAUGAACCUUCUAUUAAGAAUAUAAUAGAACAACGAUCUUUACGAUGGAUUUUUGUCGGUGGUAAAGGUGGAGUUGGGAAAACAACAUGCAGUUGUUCUCUUGCCGUUCAAUUGUCAAAAGUAAGAGAAAAUGUUCUUAUUAUCUCUACAGAUCCAGCUCAUAAUAUCUCUGAUGCCUUUGAUCAGAAAUUUAGUAAAGUACCUACCAAAGUUAAAGGUUUCAAUAACUUAUUUGCAAUGGAAAUUGAUCCAAAUGUAGGUAUUACCGAAUUACCUGAAGAAUACUUUGAUAACGAAGCAGGUGGAGAAGCAAUGAGAUUGAGCAAAAGUGUUAUGCAAGAAAUUGUUGGUGCAUUUCCUGGUAUAGACGAAGCAAUGAGUUAUGCUGAGGUCAUGAAAUUGGUAAAAGGAAUGAACUUCUCUGUAGUAGUAUUUGAUACUGCACCUACUGGUCAUACUUUAAGAUUACUGUCAUUUCCUCAAGUGGUUGAAAAGGGAUUAGGAAAACUGUUGCUUUUAAAAAUGAAAAUUGGUCCUUUCAUUAAACAGCUUAGUUCUUUAUUGGGAAUCACUGAUUUCAAUAUGGAUACUUUUUCAAAUAAAAUGGAAGAAAUGUUAACAGUUAUUCGUCAAGUCAAUGAACAAUUUAGAAAUCCGGAACAAACUACAUUUGUUUGUGUGUGUAUAGCUGAAUUUUUGUCACUUUAUGAGACAGAAAGACUUGUACAAGAAUUAACAAAAUGUGGUAUAGAUACACACAACAUUAUAGUAAAUCAACUUCUUUUCCUAAAGGAAGGUGAUGUUCCAUGUAGACUUUGUCUUGCCCGGCACAGAAUUCAAGAUAAAUAUUUGGAACAGAUUAUGGAUCUUUAUGAAGAUUUUCAUGUUACACGUCUACCUUUAUUAGAAAGAGAAGUCCGUGGUGUACACCAAGUUAAAGAAUUUUCUGAAAAUCUUAUUAAACCAUAUAAGCCUUAACACAAAUGUAAUUAAUGGGAUUAUAAUACACAUAAUCAGACAUAUAAUCAGAAAAUUUGACAAUUUAGAUCUCAUAAUGCAAAAAUUUGUAUAAAAAUUUAUUUCUUAUAUUUCCAUUAUUCAUAUUAUAAUAAUCUGAUAAAUUCAUUCUUUGUUGCUUCUUGUAAUAAAUCCUACGUAUAAACGUAGCAGUUAAUAGAUAUGUAAGAGCUUUUGUGCAUUCUCUAUUAUUUGCGUGAGGUGUGUCUUAUGAAUAAAUAUAUACAUUUUGUAAGAAAUAAUGCGUUUAUUACAAAUAUAUAGUUUAUAAGACAAAUAGUUUGAAGACAUCUAAUAUCGUGUAUUAUUUACUUAAAACACUUCACGCAAAUAUUGGAAAAUGCGCCAUAAAAUUUCGAUAUAAAAGAUAUUAAUUACAUAGAACAUAGAAUAUAGAAUAUGCAUUUGUAUCUUUUAUAUCGCAUUAUUACGAUUAAUAAAUAAUUGUGAUUUUUAUCUGUUGAAUUUAUAUCUUUAUAAUAACACAAUACAAUGUUAUUUUGUUAUGUUGAAUAUGUAUAAUGCACAAUGACAUAAAUUAAAUUUAAUUUCAUUUUCAA
Molecule: messenger RNA, 2046 nt
Organism: Vespa crabro (European hornet)
Lineage: Eukaryota; Metazoa; Arthropoda; Insecta; Hymenoptera; Vespidae
Product: ATPase ASNA1 homolog
Exons: 7
Coding region: 437-1447 (336 amino acids)
Biological process (GO): post-translational protein targeting to endoplasmic reticulum membrane
Cellular component (GO): GET complex
Molecular function (GO): ATP hydrolysis activity; ATP binding
Source: RefSeq, a predicted model, not a curated record